Messenger RNA from Peronospora belbahrii, 1056 nucleotides. NCBI's taxonomy places the organism in Eukaryota, Oomycota, Peronosporomycetes, Peronosporales, Peronosporaceae. The record is from the annotation of a GenBank genome assembly.
AUGUCUGAAAAGUCUUUUCAGUUUCCAAUUCGCUUUGCCACCUUCAAGCCUCUCUGCUUCCUUGUCAACUCCACAUUUGUUAUGCUAAACCUUUACCCUCCUGCAAACCGUGCCGCUUCGCUCCAUUUCGUGCCGGAAAUUGACCAAGCAUGCCAGGCCAUUCACGACGCUUGCAAAGGCAUCGGGACAGACGAGCUGGGUCUAAUCGCGGCACUGGGUACCAAGUCCACGGACCAGCGCUAUCUCAUAUCAGUCCGCUAUAACGAAUUAUUUGGUAAGGAUUUGAAAAAGGUGCUUCAACACGAGACAUCAGGCGACUUUGGCCAUUUGCUCCAGCUUCUCGCCUGUCCGCUACCUGAGGCCGAGGCUGUUAUCGUCCGUAAUGCUACAAAAGGAUUGGGUACGAAGGAAAGUCUCAUCUAUCCUAUUGUAAUGGGCCGUACCAAUGUGGAGAUACAUAUUCUCAAGAAGACAUACUACGACAUGUACAGCAAGGAUCUCUGCUCCGUGAUGGAAAGUGAGCUCAGUGGCGACCUGAAGGAGGCUGUAUUAGCCUCUUUACAGGCUUCUCUACAGGAUUACAAUCCUGCAAUUCACACCCCGCAGAAAGCAGAGGUUGAUGCCGACGUGCUUUACAAUGCCGGUGAAGGCCACAUUAGCACAAAGGAACAUGAGUUUAUCAAUAUAUUGGUCACAAGUCCACCUCAGCACUUGCGUACCGUUAAUGCCGUCUAUGAGAAGAAGUACAAACACAAUAUCAUUGAGGCGGUGAAGAAAGAGUUUCGUGGUGAUGCAGAAGACGCAUUACUUUUUUUAGUGCGUAUGGUGCUGGAACCACUUGUGUUACUAUCUGAGCUGUUUGAGGGGACGAUGAAGGGCAUUGGUACGGAUGAGAAGGCACUAAGUGCAACACUCGUGCGCUACCAUUUGGUACAACAUGAUAUUCAAUCGGUCUUUAAGAUGUUGUAUGGUAAACACUUGCGUGACCGGAUUCAAGGCGAAGUCAGUGGUGACUAUGGAAAACUCGUUCUUGCAGUCUUUGAUUCUCCAAUCUAA